Lontra canadensis (Northern American river otter) is the source of this 1469-nucleotide messenger RNA. It is a transcript of the gene DMRTB1, whose product is annotated as DMRT like family B with proline rich C-terminal 1. Gene Ontology annotation, molecular function: RNA polymerase II cis-regulatory region sequence-specific DNA binding; DNA-binding transcription factor activity, RNA polymerase II-specific. Bases 37 to 1104 code for a protein of 355 amino acids. NCBI's taxonomy places the organism in Eukaryota, Metazoa, Chordata, Mammalia, Carnivora, Mustelidae. Gene Ontology annotation, cellular component: nucleus. The transcript has 4 exons. Gene Ontology annotation, biological process: germ cell development; sex differentiation; regulation of transcription by RNA polymerase II. The record is from RefSeq and is a predicted model, not a curated record.
ACUCGCUCGGCAGCUUCCAGAGGUGGCGGUUGUGCUAUGAAGGCAGACCCUGCCAAGCUGGCCGACAAGAUGCUGCGUACCCCCAAGUGCUCGCGGUGCCGGAACCACGGUUUCCUGGUGCCGGUCAAGGGCCACGCGGGCAAGUGUCGCUGGAAGCAGUGCACCUGCGAGAAGUGCUACCUGAUCACUGAGCGCCAGAAGAUUAUGGCAGCGCAGAAGGUGCUCAAGAAGCAGGCCUCCGAGGAGGAGCAGGAGAUGGCCCUUGGCGCACAGGGGCCGGAGCUGUUGUCUGGGGCUGCGGCCGCUGUCCCGGGCCCAAGCCUCCGCCAGCUGCUUCCGCUGGCCGUUUCGGGAGACCGGGAGCUUGGCCCGGAGUGCCGCGUGGCCGCGGGCUUCCCCGAGAGGCCUCCGCGGGGCCCGAGCCCAGGCCCGAGCGCUUUCCAACCAGUUCUGGGCAGCCGCGGCCACGUGGGGCUGAGCGAACGAGCCACCGUCGCCAUGCCCAGUUCCGUGGGGCCCCAGCUUGGGGCGGAGGCCGCAGGCAAGGGCUACCCCGGCCGCUUGGAGCUGCGCAGGCCGCUGCGGCCCAUGCCCAGCCCGCCGUUCGCCGACUUCGGGUUCCCUCUGAGCAUCAGCUCAGACUGUGUGGUGGGGUCCGAGUACCUGGAGAGAGACCCUUCUAAGCUGUACCCCAGCUGUUCCAACAUGCAUUCUUACUGCCCAUUCCCACUGGGCUACCAAGACGGCUCCCCAACCCCAGGGAUCCCCCUGCAGCGGGGCUUCCGGCAUGUGUCCUGCAGCCACUUCCAUGGAGGGGCCUUGGUGCCCGAGCCGGUGGGAGACUACCAGCCCAGCUACUACCAGCCGCCGCCGCCCCCGCCGCCGCCGCAGCCGCCGCAGCCUCAGUUUCUCCCGCCAGGCUUCCUGUCUGCGCUGCACUUCCUGCCGCCGCUGCCGCCACCGCCGCCCCCGGCAUCCUUCUCUCUCACUGUCCUAUCUGAUACGGACAAGGAAACCACUGAUGACCAGGAGCAGGAAGCUGAAGUGCCAGCAGCGCCGCCCUGUGAGCCCAGCCAGCCACCCUCUCAGAAGCCGUCUGACUAGGCCCAGGCCCUCAGGCCAGCAGGGUGGGGGUGUGGGGUGUUCCAGCAACGAUGUUCUCGUCCACUUUCAGCCAUGUGUAGGGAGGAAGGAUAGUGGUGGGUGUAAGAUGGCAGUUCAUUUCCAUUUCAAGACAGGAGGGAGGAGGGUGAUUUCUAAAGUUCUCUCGAUUCUGAGAUGUGGGAUUGACCAGGAGCGUGGAGGAUGGUUAGCAGGGGAGGGCCAGGGCUCAGAGGAUCACGGGGCUGGUGGAAGCUCACAUUUAGGAAUGAAUUUAACCGAGUCUGGGUUGUGCGGCUGUUAAACUCACUCCCAGAUGCGGUCUUUGAUUUCCUCAGGCCCCACUCCAGGACAGGAGGCAGCAUCUA